AUCAAAACUGCUAGAAGAAAGGAGACAGAAGCAACAGCAACCCACCUAAAGUCUGACAUCCAGCCACCAACUUCACAGGACAAAAAGGAUCGCAAGUCUAACCUUUCAGAGAAAGAAACUCUGGAAGUUAUGAUUGCCGCACAGUUGCUUUCCACUCUGGCUUUUGUGCUUCUCGUUGGAAAGAGCAGAGCCUGGUACUAUAAUGCCUCCGUGGAACUCAUGACAUACGAUGAAGCUAGUGCAUAUUGCCAGCAAAGGUACACACAUCUGGUGGCAAUCCAAAACCAAGAAGAGAUCAAGUACCUAAACCACACGUUUGCCUAUUCACAAAGCUAUUACUGGAUAGGAAUCCGAAAAGUCAAUGACGUGUGGGUCUGGGUAGGGACCCAGAAGCCUCUGACUGAAGAAGCAACAAACUGGGCUCCAGGAGAGCCAAACAACAAGCAAAAUAAUGAGGACUGUGUAGAGAUUUACAUCAAGAGAAGCCAUGAUGCUGGCAUGUGGAAUGAUGAGCGAUGCAGCAAGAAGAAACUGGCUUUGUGCUAUACAGCUUCCUGUACCUAUGCAUCUUGCAGUGGCCAUGGGGAAUGUGUAGAGACCAUCAAUAACUACACCUGCAAGUGCCACCCUGGUUUCAGUGGACUCAACUGUGAGCAGGUUGUGACAUGCCAAGAACAGGAACAGCCUCAGCACGGAAGCCUACAGUGCACCCAUCCUUACGGGAAUUUCAGCUACAAUUCCUCCUGCUCUGUCAAGUGUGAAAGGGGCUAUCUGCCCAACACCACAGACACGACCACGCGGUGUAUGUCCUCUGGAGAAUGGAGUGCUCCUACUGCAGCUUGCAAUGUGGUUGAGUGUGAGGCUUUGACACAUCCUGCCAAUGGCAUCAGGAAAUGUUCCUCAAACCCGGGCAGCUUCCCAUGGAACACAACCUGUGCAUUUGACUGUGAGCAAGGAUACAGACUCAUGGGAGCCCCGAACCUCAAGUGUACCUCCUCGGGGGACUGGGACAAUGAGAAGCCAACGUGCAAAGCUGUGACCUGUGACGCCAUCCCUCAGCCCCAGCACGGCUCAGUGAGCUGCAGCCACUCAGCGGUUGGUCAGUUCGCUUUCAAGACAUCUUGCAACUUCUCCUGUGAGGAUGGCUUCCUGCUGCAGGGGGCAGCUCAGGUAGAAUGCACCGCUCAAGGGCAGUGGACACAGCAAAUCCCCGUGUGUAAAGCUUUCCAGUGUGAAGCUUUAUCCAAACCAUACCGAGGUUACAUGAAGUGCCUUCCUGGUGCUUCUGGAGCUUUCAAAAGUGGAGCCAGCUGUGAGUUUUCCUGUGAAAAAGGAUUUGAGCUGAAGGGAUCAAAAAGGCUCCAGUGUGACCCAAGAGGGAAGUGGGAUGGCAACAAGCCCACAUGUGCAGCUGUGAAAUGCGGUGCUAUGGCUCAGCCCCACAAUGGCUCCAUGACGUGUACACAUGCUGCUACUGGAGAAUUCACCUACAUGUCCUCCUGUGCCUUCCGCUGUGCGGAAGGCUUUGAAUUACAAGGAUCAGCUCAACUCGAGUGCACAUCUCAGGGACAGUGGACACAGGAGGCCCCCUCUUGCCAAGUGGUUCGGUGUUCGAGCCCUGUGGUUCCAGGAAAGGCCAGCAUGAGCUGCAGUGGGUCAGCGGUGUUUGGCACUGUGUGUGAGUUUGCUUGUCCUGAAGGAUGGAUGCUCAAUGGAUCGUCAUCUCUGACAUGUGAUGCCACGGGACACUGGUCGGGCAUGCUGCCUACCUGUGAAGCUCCCACUGAGUCCAACCUUCCCUUGGUAGCUGGACUUUCGACCGCAGGAACCUCCCUCCUGGCAUUGUCAUCAUUUCUCUUCUGGUUUCUGAAAUACUUUCGGAAAAAAGCAAAGAAAUUUGUCCCUGCCAGCAGCUGCCAAAGCCUUCAAUCUGAUGGAAGCUAUCAAAUGCCUUCUGACCUCAUUUAAGUUCAAAAAAACCAGGAGCACAGGGGUAUCCAGCGACACACACUGAUGAGCUGGAGGCAGCAGAAGAUGAGCUAUCCUUGUACCCUCUUCCAUAUAGCUUGGACCAGGAUGGAUCAAAAUUGAGUGGGUAAGGCCAGCUUCCCACCAGAAGACUCAGUUUCCCCUGUCAUAGUCACAGGGUCAAGAAUGUUCUGGCCACAGAAGGUCAAGGAUGUCCUCUUCAAGCAAAAGUGAAGAGACUGAGGUUCUGGGAUUUCUGCAUCCCUUGACUAAUCCUCCCUUAGUGACUCUGUCAUAAUGAAGAGAUGCUAUGUGGCUUUGUUACUUCAUCUCAUAUGCAGUGUUUCAACUGACUCGAUUGUAUUUAUCAGGAGUUUCAAGGAGGCACUUUGGCCAAGAAUAUUUAAUUUACAUUUUGAAAAGAAUGGGAAAUAUUUUCACAUUCACAGGGGACAGCAUGGAAGGGUUAUUAGGGUAUCAGGUGCAAAUCCUGAAAAAUGCUACAUGCCUGGAUUGCUAAGCAGUCUUGUUUGCUCUUUAUUCCUAUGGGAUUUGGUGCUCUUUAAAGUGUGCUUAGACAUUGUGUUUAGUUUCCUUGCAUUGAAUGUAACAUCAAUGUUUAUUAUUCUUACUUCAGCUCAAAUGUUAAAGAAAUUUUUUAAAUUGGUAAAUGUAGUGUAUGAUAGUAUGAAAGUUGCUUAGUUUAGAUCCCCACCUCCUUGUUUAUCAGCAAUUCUGAUGUUACCUCUGCAUCAUGUUUAUGCUUAAAAUGGACAAUUGUUCAACAAUGGGACAAUUGGUGUGUUCACUACAGAUGUUUAACACAUGGUACUAUCAGUGGAGUAAAAGAUGAAUGAAGUGAUUGCAUAUUUUAAGAGUUUUUAAAUGUGUUGUUUGGCAUGAAAAACUUCUAUGAGGUUACAUGUUCUGAUUUGGUAAGAGCAUAAAUACAAAAAAAAAAAAAAAAAAACAUGAAGGUACCAUUUCUGGGGCCAGUUUCAGCAUGAGUUGAAAACCAAGUGGAAAUGUGGAUAUGCUUUGCUUUCCUACCAAAAUGUUUGUCAGAUGAGACUUGUUUACACAUAUUUCAUGCAAUUUUAAAUUCAUGACAAGAAAUCACCAUGUAUGGAUCCAUGUAGUGGGUUUUCAAAAGGGGAACACGUCUAACCCAUUCUAUGUCAAUGUGUUCUAGAAGAGGGAGAAGCUUGUCUGCUCAGUGUGGAUUCCUUAGGAACUUUCAGAUUCUACCGGCAAUGAAAAAUUCUUUAUUUGUGAGUGCAAAAGGUGCUCCAUCUAAAGCAUCCCAAACUUCCAUUGACAUAACACACCAAAAGAAUCAAUUUUCAGUAAAUUGCUUGUCAAAUAGUGGCAGUGGCAAAGCCAAUAGAGAACAAGGCGACAUGAUAAGCACUGGGGCAGGAAACCUUUUCAAUGGGCCAAAAG
Messenger RNA from Jaculus jaculus (lesser Egyptian jerboa), 3411 nucleotides. RefSeq names its product selectin E (gene Sele). Gene Ontology annotation, biological process: response to cytokine; leukocyte tethering or rolling; heterophilic cell-cell adhesion. Bases 130 to 1968 code for a protein of 612 amino acids. The record is from RefSeq and is a predicted model, not a curated record. Gene Ontology annotation, molecular function: sialic acid binding; oligosaccharide binding. The transcript has 14 exons. NCBI's taxonomy places the organism in Eukaryota, Metazoa, Chordata, Mammalia, Rodentia, Dipodidae. Gene Ontology annotation, cellular component: membrane; external side of plasma membrane.